Messenger RNA from Cyanistes caeruleus (blue tit), 296 nucleotides. NCBI's taxonomy places the organism in Eukaryota, Metazoa, Chordata, Aves, Passeriformes, Paridae. The record is from RefSeq and is a predicted model, not a curated record.
UCGACCCCAGCCUGGGCGUGGCGGAGCUCCCCGAUGAGUUUUUCGAGGAGGACAACGUGCUGAGCAUGGGCAAGAAGAUGAUGCAGGAGGCCAUGAGCGCCUUCCCCGGCAUCGACGAGGCCAUGAGCUACGCCGAGGUCAUGAGGUUGGUGAAGGGGAUGAAUUUCUCGGUGGUGGUGUUCGACACGGCGCCCACCGGGCACACGCUGCGGCUCCUCAACUUCCCCACCAUCGUGGAGCGCGGGCUGGGCCGCCUGAUGCAGAUCAAGAACCAGAUCAGCCCCUUCAUCUCGCAG